Molecule: messenger RNA, 2008 nt
Organism: Propithecus coquereli (Coquerel's sifaka)
Lineage: Eukaryota; Metazoa; Chordata; Mammalia; Primates; Indriidae
Gene: DDX55
Product: DEAD (Asp-Glu-Ala-Asp) box polypeptide 55
Exons: 14
Coding region: 1-1803 (600 amino acids)
Cellular component (GO): nucleolus
Molecular function (GO): nucleic acid binding; ATP binding; RNA helicase activity
Source: RefSeq, a predicted model, not a curated record
AUGGAACACGUGACGGAGGGUUCCUGGGAGUCGCUGCCAGUGCCUCUGGACCCACGGGUGCUGGGCGCGCUGCGGGAGCUGGGCUUCCCGUACAUGACGCCGGUGCAGUCUGCAACCAUCCCUCUCUUCAUGAAAAACAAAGAUGUCGCCGCAGAAGCGGUCACAGGUAGUGGCAAAACACUCGCUUUCGUCAUUCCCAUUCUGGAAAUUCUCCUGAGAAGGGAAGAGAAGCUAAAAAAGAGUCAGGUUGGAGCCAUAAUCAUCACCCCCACUCGAGAGCUGGCCAUUCAAAUAGACGAGGUCCUGGCACAUUUCACGAAGCACUUCCCACAGUUCAGCCAGAUUCUUUGGAUUGGUGGCAGGAAUCCUGGGGAAGAUGUUGAGAGGUUUAAGCAACAAGGCGGGAACAUCGUUGUGGCCACUCCAGGCCGCUUGGAGGACAUGUUCCGAAGGAAGGCCGAAGGCUUGGAUCUGGUCAGCUGUGUGCGCUCCCUGGAUGUCCUGGUAUUGGAUGAAGCAGACAGACUUCUGGACAUGGGAUUUGAGGCAAGCAUAAACACCAUCCUGGAGUUUUUGCCAAAGCAGAGGCGAACGGGCCUUUUCUCCGCCACUCAGACACAGGAGGUGGAGAACCUGGUGAGAGCAGGCCUCCGGAACCCUGUCCGGGUCUCAGUGAAGGAGAAGGGCGUGGCAGCCAGCAGCACCCAGAAGACCCCCUCCCGCCUGGAGAACUACUACAUGGUAUGCAAGGCAGAUGAGAAAUUUAAUCAGCUGGUACAUUUCCUUCGAAAUCAUAAGCAGGAAAAGCACCUGGUCUUCUUCAGCACCUGUGCCUGUGUGGAGUACUACGGGAAGGCUCUGGAGGCCCUGGUGAGGGGUGUGAAGAUUAUGUGCAUUCAUGGGAAGAUGAAAUACAAACGCAAUAAGAUCUUCGUGGAGUUCCGCAAAUUGCAGAGUGGGAUCUUAGUGUGCACUGAUGUGAUGGCCCGGGGGAUAGAUAUUCCUGAAGUAAACUGGGUUUUGCAGUACGACCCGCCCAGCAAUGCAAGUGCCUUCGUGCAUCGCUGUGGCCGCACAGCCCGCAUUGGCCACAGUGGCAGCGCUCUGGUGUUCCUCCUGCCCAUGGAAGAGUCAUACAUCAGUUUCCUUGCAAUUAACCAAAAAUGCCCCCUGCAGGAGAUGAAGCUCCAGAAAAACACAGCUGACCUUCUACCAAAGCUUAAGUCCAUGGCCCUGGCAGACAGAGCUGUGUUUGAAAAGGGCAUGAAAGCUUUUGUGUCGUAUGUCCAGGCUUAUGCAAAGCAUGAAUGCAACCUCAUUUUCAGAUUAAAGGACCUUGAUCUUGCCAGUCUUGCUCGAGGUUUUGCCCUGUUGAGGAUGCCUAAGAUGCCAGAACUGAGAGGAAAGCAGUUUCCAGACUUUGUGCCCGUGGAUGUUAAUACAGACACUAUUCCAUUUAAAGAUAAAAUUAGAGAAAAGCAGAGGCAGAAACUACUGGAGCAACAAAGAAAAGAGAAAACAGAAAAUGAAGGGAGAAGAAAAUUCAUAAAGAAUAAAGCAUGGUCGAAGCAGAAGGCCAAAAAAGAAAAGAAGAAAAAAAUGAAUGAGAAAAGGAAAAGAGAAGAGGGUUCCGAUAUCGAAGAUGAGGACAUGGAGGAACUACUUAAUGACACAAGGCUCUUGAAAAGGUUUAAAAAAGGCAAAAUUACCAAAGAAGAAUUUGAGAAGGGACUGUUGACAAGUGGCAAAAGAACAAUCAAGACAGCAGAUUUGGGGAUCUCGGAUUUGGAAGAUGAUGGGUGACGGCAGCACCACAGUUAAGGCCACCAGGGCACAGCUGGCCCCAGACUUGGCAUGUGGCUCCCGUUUGCCUUUACUGCCAAGGAGAACUACAGGAGACGUCUGAGAAGAACUCUUCCAGACCGGGGAAAUGAGCGAUCUCACACUUGUGAGUAUUUUACUAAAAACAUAGCAGUCUUGAAGAAUUCUAACGGAAGAAAAUGUAAAA